Prosopis cineraria is the source of this 1264-nucleotide messenger RNA. Its product is annotated as GEM-like protein 1. The record is from RefSeq and is a predicted model, not a curated record. Lineage: Eukaryota; Viridiplantae; Streptophyta; Magnoliopsida; Fabales; Fabaceae. The transcript is spliced from 4 exons. Bases 139 to 957 code for a protein of 272 amino acids.
AAGGGAUCCGCAUAUUCCCAGACCGUUGCACCUUGCAUUCACAAAUCACAGACACAGAAAAAUUCAGCAUCGUGUCCGCGCACGGACGGCGGUCCGGAUCUGAAUUCCGAAUCAGAGUAAUCCCUAAAGGCGCAAAAUAUGACUGUUGAAUCAGCUGAUCAACUCCCCUAUACCGAGCCUUCAAAAUCGCAUCUCCAAUCUCAGCUCCAUCAUUAUCAUUCCUCUGAUCACGUUCCAUAUCCCAAACUCCACUCCGACGACGUCGCCUCGUCCCAGCCCGCUACUCAAGGAUCUGUCCGUAGCGCCACCGAUACUUGCUUCCCGGUUUCCGGUGGCGCUGCUACCAACAUGCCCAAGGAUUUCCAUCCUUACGUAUCUUCCCCGCCGGCACCCACUUCUUCUGCCAAGAAUACUUUAGGGUCAGUGAAGGUUGUCCUAGGAAAAUGGGGAAAGAAAGCGGCAGAGGCAACCAAAAAGUCUCAGGAUUAUGCUGGGAAUAUGUGGCAGCACUUGAGAACGGGUCCCAGUUUUGCUGAGGCAGCUGUGGGGAGAAUUGCUCAGGGAACAAAAGUUCUCGCAGAAGGUGGCUAUGAGAACAUCUUUGGACAGACUUUUCAGACUGUUCCGCAGGAGAAACUUUUAAAAACAUAUGCAUGCUAUCUGUCCACUUCGGCUGGUCCAGUGAUGGGUGUUCUAUAUCUGUCAACAGAAAAAUUGGCAUUUUGCAGUGACAAUCCUCUUUCUUACAAAAUGGGCGAGCAGACUCACUGGAGUUAUUAUAAGGUGGUCAUUCCAUUACAUCAGCUGAAAGCAGUGAAUCCAUCAACAAGCAGAUUAAAGGCAUCAGAGAAAUAUAUACAGCUCAUCUCUGUUGACAACUAUGAAUUCUGGUUUAUGGGCUUUUUGCAAUAUGACGGUGCUUUUAAAAAUAUACUAGGAGCCUUGCAGCCUCGUUGAUGUGCAUGUGAGAGGAUCAAAGGCCGCCCCACCUUUUAUCUUGUCACAGAAAAUGUGGUCUGCGUUGAUAAAUUAUUUACCGAAUCAUGGAAUUUUUCAGUUCAAUAUUAUUGUAGUCCGCUGGUCUUGAUUGCGGACAAGUCGUAAUACUAAAAUUCAUUAUUUGGUAAUUGGUGUUAAUAUUUGUUAUAUGAGCUGAUGCAAAACUUGACAAGGUAUGCGUAGAUUACUUUGCAAAAACAAAAAUUAUUUUAUUCUUUGUAAGAUGUAAAUGUAAAUGACCAUUGUAUUGGGCAUGUUGAGUUUA